UAUUAUUUUGAACUUUUAACCCAAUUUUAAUCACAAAUAAAGCUAGAAGAAAUUCAUAAAAAUGUCAUGCAAUUACGCUGAAGGACUGUCUCCAUACAAACAUAAAGGAAAACUGGGCCUUCCUGAGAAAUUUGAACCUGUAGAUAAAUUAAAAACAAAAUGUGAACUAUUGGCUCUACUCAUUAAUCAGAGCAAGCAUGUUGUAGUUCAUACGGGAGCCGGUAUCAGCACUUCAGCAGGAAUACCAGAUUUCAGAGGACCGAAUGGAGUUUGGACAUUAGAAAAGAAAAGAAAGAAACCAUCAACUAAUGUAUCAUUUACUGAUGCAAAGCCAACCAAAACUCACAUGAUUUUGAGGAAAUUAAUUGAAUGUCAAAAAGUACAUUUUAUUAUCAGUCAAAAUAUUGAUGGUCUUCAUUUGAAAUCAGGUCUGGAUAGAAAAUACAUAGCCGAACUUCAUGGGAAUAUGUUUAUCGAUGAAUGCAAUUUAUGCAAAAAACAAUUUAUACGCAACAGCCCUGUGGAGACAGUUGGUAAAAAGUGCAGUGGUGUUCCCUGUGCUUCUGAACAUAUGGGUGGCCGGCCUUGUCGUGGAAGAUUGUAUGAUGGAGUUCUGGACUGGGAACACAGUCUUCCUGAAAAUGACUUAUUUAUGGCAGAAUGCCAUUCCAGUAUAGCUGAUUUGAGCAUAUGUUUGGGAACAACAUUACAAAUUGUACCAAGUGGUAAUUUACCACUGGAAACUGUAAAAUAUGGUGGGAAGUUAGUAAUUUGCAAUUUGCAACCUACAAAACAUGACAACAAAGCAGAUUUAAUUAUAAACUAUUAUGUAGAUGACAUUCUUGAAAAGGUUAUGAAUAUAUUAGGAAUUGAAAUCCCUAGUUAUAAUGAAAAUGACAAUCCCACUAUAUUGGCUCAACGUAUGGUGAUAGAUUGGACAGUUGAACGGCAAAAUGUUCUUGCUUUGGACAAAACAUUUAAAGCAAAAACUAAAGGGAUCAAAAAGAAAAGAAAAUUAGUAAAAAGCAAAAGAAACAGUUCAGAACUAAGUAUUAACAAUAUAGAAAUAGAUGUGGACAGUAAACCAAAAAUCAUUAAGCUAGAUGAAAAUGACACAAGACAGAAUUAUCCAACAUAUUGCAACCUCCCUCACAGCCAGCAAAAACCAGCAGACAUGCUGGUCACAUCAUACUAAAUUUAGUGUCAACUUAAAAACCAAGUGGCUUGAAAAGCUAUUAAAGUGACGAGAGGCAGCACCAUAUUGUCUACCUGAUGAGUCCU
Molecule: messenger RNA, 1281 nt
Organism: Chilo suppressalis (striped riceborer)
Lineage: Eukaryota; Metazoa; Arthropoda; Insecta; Lepidoptera; Crambidae
Source: the annotation of a GenBank genome assembly